CCAUUUUUUAGCUAAAUUUAUAUUCUCUCUCUGUACAUAUAUAUACAUAUAUAUAUAUAUAUGUGUGUGUGUGUAACUGUUUGGUUGCUGAGAGAAUGGAAGAAAAUUUGAAAUUGGUGAUUUGAUUAACAUGUGAAGUUUCGAUAUAUGUCUCCUGGCGUUCAAAUGGUGCCUCAGUGGUUCAGUUCUGAUACAAGUUGUGUCAGGGAUCUGAGUUUAUGGAGUUUUUUGUCGGUAUUAUCAAAUUGGAGUGUUCUAUUAGGUUACGCAAUGAAACGUAAAAACUGUGAUGACUCAUUCGUUGAUGUUACGUUUACAUGAUGUAGUGUUUGUUUGCUGAGAAAAUGGAGGAAAGAAAGAGAACAUCUAAUUGCGUUCUGUUUUUUUUUAAUAUGCUAACAUCUUGAGAAUUUUGAACUUGGCAGUUCCAACGCUUUUUGAACUUGGAGUUCAAGAAGAUACAGAGAGUGUUGCAAAUAUACACCUGGUUUUUGAAAGUCACGCCAAUUAGUAUCUUUAAUAAAGUCAAUUUUGUUACUUUUGAAUUCUAAUUGAGAUAAAUUGGGUUAAGAAAAAAAUUCAUGAUUGGAGAUAUGACUUUUAAUUUUGAAAUUACCAGCUGUUGUCAUCAAAAUAUGAACUUUAUUUAUUUAUUUAUUUUUAUUUUUAAUGUUGAACAUUUAUGUUGUAGGCUUUUGAAUGUCACUGAAUUUCUUCCAUUUUUUUGCACAAAAAUUUCAAUUUGAAUUUAUUUGAAUUGGAGUUGUGCAUUUUGUUGUGUAUGGAUUUGGCUGAUCAUAAAGUGUUAUUGUAUUUUGAAAUAAUGCUCACAAACUGCGCCACCAUGCUCUUUCUUUCACUAAAAGUUUGGGCAUUUAUUUUUCUGCCAAUAUUUGGAAAUGAUAAAACAAAGCUGAAAUUUUGUUCUUGCUUGACAGGACUUGGAAAGGUUGAAGUGUAUUGGGGAUAGACGUUUGCUAGAAGUUAAUUUGGUUCACUCAUUUAUAAUGAAGGAUGGGAAGAAUAUAGAAUCAUACAUCAGCUAUAUCAGCUAGGAUUAAUCAGUGUUUCUUAUAAACAUUUAUGAGAAAGAAACAAUUUAAUAGGAAAUCUGACAGUCAAAAAAGGCACUUCAAUCCUUUUGGAUUGAAUUUGAAGAAAUUAGGAAUCCUAAGACCUUUUAUUUUGAAGAGGACAGGUUCAAGUGACAAUAUUAGGCCAUCACCAGCAUUAACAACCCACCAGGAGGUCACUGUUGAGAACAGCAAGGCGUCAACGUCAUCAGUAAUGGUCCGAGAAAAAGAUGUUUGUUGGGAAUAUGCCGAGAAGUUAGAUGGGAACAAGGUGAGAUGCAAAUUCUGCUUUAGAGAAUUGAAUGGCGGCAUUAGUAGGUUAAAGCAUCAUUUGUCUCGACUUCCCAGUAAAGGUGUAAAUCCAUGUAGCAAGGUAAGGGAUGAUGUUACUGAUAGGGUGAGGGCUAUAAUAGCAUCAAAGGAGGACGGCAAGGAAAUUUCUACUAUUAAAAAGCAAAAGGUAGCAGAACCUAUAUCUCCUGUAAAUAUAUCUGUAAGCAGAGCUCUUAUGUCUAUUGAGGCAGCAUCUCCAGUUGCAAAAAUUUUUCCUUCUAUUUCACAAACAGGCCCUUCCUCUGGAAAUGACCAAGAAAAUGCAGAGAGAAGUAUUGCCCUGUUCUUUUUUGAAAACAAGUUGGACUUCGGUGUAGCCCGUUCUUCAUCUUAUCAACUAAUGAUUGAUGCAGUAGGAAAGUGUGGUAGCGGAUUUAGAGGUCCAUCUGCAGAAACCCUAAAAAAUACAUGGUUGGAAAGGAUCAAGUCUGAAGUGAGCUUACAAUCAAAAGACAUUGAGAAAGAAUGGGCUACAACAGGUUGUACUAUAAUGGCAGAAACUUGGACGGACAACAAGUCAAGAGCUUUGAUUAAUUUUUUAGUUUCAUCACCCUCAAGAACAUUUUUUCAUAAAUCAGUUGAUGCAUCUUCAUAUUAUAAAAACUCAAAAUGCCUUGCUGAUUUAUUUGACUCUGUAGUUCAAGAUUUUGGCCCAGAAAAUGUUGUGCAAAUAAUAGUGGAUAAUAAUCUCAACUGUACCGGUAUAGUUAACCAUAUCCUGCAGAACUAUGGAACUAUUUUUGUGUCUCCUUGUGCUUCCCAGUGUUUGAAUGCAAUCUUAGAGGAGUUUUCAAAGGUUGAUUGGGUGAAUAGAUGUAUAUUACAGGCACAAGCUAUUUCAAAGUUUAUAUAUAAUAAUUCAUUGAUGCUUGAGCUAAUGAAGAAGUUCACUGGGGGACAGGAUAUCAUUAGGAGUGGUUUCACAAAGUCUGUUUCCAACUUCCUUUCGUUGCAAUCUGUAUUGAAGCAGAGGUCAAGAUUGAAACAUAUGUUUACCAGUCAUGAGUUUUCCUCAAAUUCACUUGCAAAUAAACCACAAAGUAUAACUUGUAUUGGUAUUCUUGAUGAUAGUGAUUUCUGGAGGACAAUUGAAGAGUGCGUUGCUGUUUCUGAGCCUUUCCUUAAAGUGCUGAGGGAAGUGUCUGGAGGAAAACCUGCUGUGGGGUUUAUAUAUGAGUUGAUGACCAAGGCCAAGGAUUCAAUAAGGACAUACUACAUCAUGGAUGAGAUUAAAUGCAAGACAUUUUUAGAUAUUGUAGAUAAAAAUUGGCAGAACCAACUCCAUUCGCCUCUACACGCUGCAGCUGCAUUUUUGAAUCCCAGUAUUCAAUAUAAUCCAGACACUAAAUUUAUUGGAUCCAUAAAAGAAGACUUUGUCAGAGUUCUAGAGAAACUACUCCCAACGCCUGAACUGAGGCGAGACAUCACUAAGCAAAUUCUAUCAUUUACAAGGGCUUCAGGGUUGUUUGGUUGUAACCUUGCAAAGGAGGCUAUAGAUACGGUCUCACCAGGGCUUUGGUGGGAACAGUAUGGUGAUUCUGCACCCACAUUGCAACGAGUUGCCAUUAGAAUACUCAGUCAGGUUUGCAGCACUUCUACAUUUGAGAGGCAUUGGGGCACAUUCCAGCAAAUCCACUCUGAGAAGCGGAAUAAGAUUGAUAAGGAAACAUUGAAUGACCUAGUCUACAUAAAUUACAAUCUCAAGUUAGCAAGAUCAAUGAACUUGAAGUCCCCAGAAACAGAUCCUAUUCAAGUUGAUGACAUCGACAUGACUUCGGAGUGGGUAGAGGAGAAUGAAAACCCAAGCCCCACUCAAUGGCUUGAUCGAUUUGGUUCUACACUUGAUGGAAGUGACUUGAAUACAAGACAAUUUAGUGCUGCUAUAUUUGGUGGAAGUGACCACAUAUUUGGUUUGUGAUCAUGCAAUUCUUAAACUUCACAUGUUGUAUUAAAUGUGUUUUUUAGAUCAUGUUUGAUAGGUUGUUAGCAGAUUCUCUUAGUAUGAUAAUUGUUGCUUCUUAUUGGAGUAGAUGUAAUAUGUAGUUAUGCUUAAUAGAUAUUGUCUUGCCUUCUUUUCUGUAAAUAGAUGUGUUGCACACAGACUCCGAUUCUGUAAA
This is a messenger RNA of Cornus florida, 3523 nucleotides long. RefSeq lists its product as uncharacterized. The record is from RefSeq and is a predicted model, not a curated record. Bases 1084 to 3324 code for a protein of 746 amino acids. Gene Ontology annotation, molecular function: DNA binding; protein dimerization activity. The transcript is spliced from 4 exons. NCBI's taxonomy places the organism in Eukaryota, Viridiplantae, Streptophyta, Magnoliopsida, Cornales, Cornaceae.